Messenger RNA from Emiliania huxleyi CCMP1516, 210 nucleotides. RefSeq lists its product as hypothetical. The transcript has a single exon. The annotation marks the transcript as partial. NCBI's taxonomy places the organism in Eukaryota, Haptophyta, Isochrysidales, Noelaerhabdaceae. The record is from RefSeq and is a predicted model, not a curated record. Gene Ontology annotation, molecular function: ATPase-coupled transmembrane transporter activity. Gene Ontology annotation, biological process: transmembrane transport.
CUGGCGCGCGCGAUUCUGCGCGGCGCCAAGGUGCUCGUCUGCGACGAGGCGACCUCGUCCAUCGACGCAGAGACAGACGGCGUCGUUCAAGGCGUGCUUCGCGAGCGGCGCGCGACGAUGCUCGUCAUCGCCCAUCGCCUCGAGACGAUCCUCGACUCGGACCGCGUGCUGCUCAUGGACGCGGGCGCCGUCGCCGAGGAGGGGCCGCCA